Propithecus coquereli (Coquerel's sifaka) is the source of this 2662-nucleotide messenger RNA. RefSeq names its product vesicle amine transport 1 (gene VAT1). The transcript is spliced from 6 exons. The record is from RefSeq and is a predicted model, not a curated record. Bases 1 to 1203 code for a protein of 400 amino acids. NCBI's taxonomy places the organism in Eukaryota, Metazoa, Chordata, Mammalia, Primates, Indriidae. Gene Ontology annotation, molecular function: oxidoreductase activity; zinc ion binding.
AUGUCCGCGGAGAGAGAGGCAGCCGAGGCGGCCACCGUGGAGGCGGCGGCCGAGGCAGGGGCCGGGGAAGACGCCUCUCCGCAGCCCCCGAAAGCCGAGGCAGCGAACGACCCCCACCCGCCGGCGGCUCCGGAAGGGGCGGCUGCCGCCUCGCCGCCGCCUUUGCGCUGCCUGGUGCUCACCGGCUUUGGUGGCUAUGACAAGGUGAAGCUGCAGACCCGGCCCGCCGCACCCCCGACCCCUGGGCCCGGCCAGCUGACGCUGCGUGUCCGGGCCUGCGGGCUCAACUUCGCCGACCUCUUGGCCCGGCAGGGGAUGUAUGACCGGCUGCCGCCGGUGCCUGUCACACCGGGCAUGGAGGGCGCGGGCGUCGUGAUCGCCGUGGGCGAGGGAGUCAGUGACCGCAAGGCAGGGGACCGGGUGAUGGUGUUUACCCGGUCGGGGAUGUGGCAGGAGGAGGUGACUGUGCCAGCGACCCACACCUUUCUGAUGCCUGAGGCCAUGACCUUUGAGGAAGCCGCUGCUUUGCUGGUCAAUUACGUCACAGCCUACAUGGUCCUCUUUGACUUUGGCAACCUACGGUCUGGCCACAGCGUCUUGGUACACAUGGCUGCAGGGGGUGUGGGUAUGGCAGCUGUGCAGCUGUGCCGUACGGUGGAGAAUGUGACAGUGUUCGGAACGGCCUCGGCCAGCAAGCACGAGGCGCUGAAGGAGAAUGGGGUCACACACCCCAUCGACUACCACACGACUGACUACGUGGAUGAGAUCAAAAAGAUCUCCCCCAAAGGAGUGGACAUCGUCAUGGACCCUCUAGGUGGGUCAGAUACGGCCAAGGGCUACAACCUCCUGAAACCCAUGGGCAAAGUCAUCACCUAUGGAAUGGCCAACGUGCUGACCGGCCCCAAGCGGAACCUGAUGGCCCUGGCCCGCACGUGGUGGAAUCAGUUCAGCGUGACAGCUCUGCAGCUGCUGCAGGCCAACCGGGCUGUGUGUGGCUUCUACCUGGGCUCCCUGGACGGCGAGGUGGAGCUGGUCACUGGUGUGGUGGCCCGUCUCCUGGCUCUGUACAACCAGGGCCACAUCAAACCCCACAUUGACUCGGUCUGGCCCUUCGAGAAGGUGGCUGACGCCAUGAAGCAGAUGCAGGAGAAGAAGAACGUGGGCAAGGUCCUCUUGGUUCCUGGUCCGGAGAAGGAGAACUAGGGCAAGGGGCUGGGGGGCCCUAGAGACCUGGGAAGGGGGAAGUUGGGAAGCCAUGUCCUGUUGACCAUCAGACUGUCGCAUUUCAUCCUCCAUCGUAGUGCUGUGCCCUCCUCCCCUGCAGGUCUCCAUGCUAUGACUGCUCCCCUGCCCUGUUCUUUCUCUUUGGCCAGGGCUGUGCCCACCCCCCUUCCUGCCCUUGGAAGAGGUUGGGAAGUGACCACUUGGAUGUCUGGGCCCUGCCAAGGGGACAGGGAGGGUCAGAGGGAGGCCGGCUGCUUCCUGCCCCCACCCUUUCCCCGGGCCUGCUGUGCUGCUUUCGUCCCAAGGUCAGCCAGUCCCUCCCGCCUGUUCUGUGUGUUUCCACCGCUGUCUCACCUGCCCCCGCCCCUGCCCCACCACCUCCCCAAAGAAUCAGAAUGUCAGCUCAGGAUACGGGGCCAAUCUGUGCCAGUCCAGCAUGUACCUGUCUUUCCCUAGUGUCCCUUCAGUCUGGGCCGACCAGCGCCCACCUCUGGGCCUGACCAGUCCCCAACCUUGUCCUCUGUCCCCAACUUCUUAAGCACAACUGGGCUUCUUCCACCUCCAGGUUUUCUGCCAUUCUUAACCAAGGCUGCCUCUUACAACAAGGGCGGGAAUCAGACCUGCUCCCCUAGGUCACCACUCUGGGAGGGAUACAGAGCCCCCCACCCUUCACUGAGUUCUCUGGAUUUGUUCUCAGUGCCUUAGCGAUGAAAACCUGUGCUUGUGUGUGUGGCAGGGGCUGGGGGGCUGUCGCCCACCUCCUUCUCCACCCCUGUACUCCCCAGUGCCUUCCUCGUUCUGGUGGAGCUGGGGUUUCACUCCUCCCCAGUCCCACAACACUGCCAAAAAUCUGUGUGUGCGCCAGUGGGUGGGGGCCAGCCCCUAGCCUCCUGGGGGAAGGGCAAGAGCAGCCACCGUCCUGGUCUGUGCCAUGUCCUGCCUCUAGCCUGGAUGAGGAGAGGGGCGGGGAAGCUUCCUCGGCCUUGCAGAUAGGUGUGACAUUUAGUAGCCAGAGCUCCCAGAGGCCAUGCUGUCUGUUUCUUGUUCUGGGACCAAAGUAAAAAUCAAAGCACAUUCCCCUUGCAGUCAAGGGAGGCCCGACUGCCUUCUCAGAGCAGGGAGGCAGCUUUUUAAACUCAGCCCCAAACUUUGUUUACAUGGGUGGGAGGUGGAGCAGGGGAGUACAGAGAUGGGUGGUCAGGACCUGGGUCACUGGGAGCAAAAUGGGGAUGUCCUGGGCAGAGGGUCACUCCUCUGCUUGCUGAGCUGGGAUUAGGGAGGGUUACUGCCCCAGCCGUUGCAAUGGGAGGUGGUGGGGAUGGGCUCAGCCUCUUCAUUGUCUAAAUGAGGCCUGUGAAGUGCGAUUUUUGCUUUUGUGUAUCCCACCCCAUUACCGCAGCUGCCUUUGUGUUUGUGUCAAUAAAAAGCCAAACCCUGG